AGUAAUCAGACACCACUUCAUUUAGCUGCAGAAAAUGGAUGUGAUUCUACAGUAGAAAUACUCCUGAAAGCAGAUGUGAAAAAAAAUCCACGUGAUUACUGGAAUCGGACACCACUUCAUUAUGCUGCAAAAAAUGGAUGUGAUUCUACAGUAGAAAUACUCCUGAAAACAGGUGUGGAAAAAGAUCCACGUGAUUACUGGAAAAAAACACCACUUCAUUUGGCUGCUGAAAAUGGAUGUGAUUCUACAGUAGAAAUACUCCUGAAAUCAGGUGUGGAAAAAGAUCCAGGUGAUGACUUUUAUCGGACACCACUUCAUUUGGCUGCAAAAAAUGGAUGUGAUUCUACAGUAGAAAUACUCCUGAAAUCAGGUGUGGAAAAAGAUCCAGGUGAUGACUGGAAUCGGACACCACUUCAUUAUGCUGCAAAAAAUGGAUGUGAUUCUACAGUAGAAAUACUCCUGAAAACAGGUGUGGAAAAAGAUCCACGUGAUUACUUGAAUCGGACACCGCUUCAUUUUGCUGCAAAAAAUGGACGUGAUUCUAUAGUAGAAUUACUCCUGAAAGCAGGUGUGGAAAAAGAUCCACGUGAUGAA
Molecule: messenger RNA, 594 nt
Organism: Saccoglossus kowalevskii
Lineage: Eukaryota; Metazoa; Hemichordata; Enteropneusta; Harrimaniidae
Molecular function (GO): protein binding
Source: RefSeq, a predicted model, not a curated record